AUGGCCUUAUCAACCGACUUAAGCAUGAGCCAUCACCAAUCAUACGAAGUACUGAUUUACCAGACACUCGAAGAGGUGCAAGGUAAGUUAGAUGAACUCUAUCUUGAAGAAAAGGUGGUCGCAUAUGCUGUCCAAAAGAAAGGUGCUCUGCUGCUAGCGAAGCGAAAGCAUCUAAUCAACAUAUCCAAAUGCAUGAGCACCCGCCCCAAGCUAUCAGUCGCUGAUUAUUUUGCGGCCCAAAAAGAGAGCAUCGCUCAAAUGGUGAGGUGUAACGAGCUUGAGGAUGCCGAGGUCGAACUAACAAAUCUAGAACUGGAUCAACAGGCAAUUGCAAUUGCGAUUGAGGAGCACCAAGCAACCCAAGCGGCACUGCAGGUGGAGCUGCAGAUGCUCCAAAUGGCCAUCGGUCAACAAGGAAAAGGUCCACAGAGACAAGAAAGCUACAAAGAAGAAUUUGACAAGGCCCGAGGAUUCGAUGUUGAGGACGAUGCUGUGUUCUGCCCGCAGCUUGAUGACGAAAUUGCCUUCUGA
Molecule: messenger RNA, 531 nt
Organism: Exophiala mesophila
Lineage: Eukaryota; Fungi; Ascomycota; Eurotiomycetes; Chaetothyriales; Herpotrichiellaceae
Exons: 1
Coding region: 1-531 (176 amino acids)
Source: RefSeq, a predicted model, not a curated record